UCGUGCCAUGUCGCUACCGUUGUAUGUUUGUUGAUGUUUACUAUUGUCUUAUUCACUUGUGAGUUCAGACGAGUGUCAUGGUGAUUAGAUGAAGUGUACUGUUGGAACGGCCAGGCUAGGAUACCCAGGGGAAAUGGCUUUGCAAUGGACCCCGCUCAGACGCAGGGGAGGUACCGUGGUUAGAGCCCGACAGAACGUUGAAACUUUGGAACAUCAAACGCAGGCCAACGUCUUGCUUGCUUUCAAGUUGAGCAUGGUAUCAGGGAACGGGGUGAACUCAGUACCUCGCCCUAGUUACCGGACCUACCGCAAGAUGGCGGAUGCCGGGGUGCAAUACGAACCCCAGGACGUCGAGUUCAAUGGAAAUAGAGACACAGAACUGGAAUCAAGCUUCACCAAUCAGACGGUCGCUGAGAUCAACACUUCAGGAAACAUCUCUGAGCUGGACCAACCAUCUUACAACAACACAAACUAUGAGCAUCGCCCGUUGUCACUGCAGAGCUCUUCAAGUUCGUCCAGUAGCGGUAACGAAGAGCGAGGGGAGAAAAAGCGGACUUUGAACCCGAGUGAGCAAAUGGAUGUUGACGCUAUUUGUGUCCAACAAAGUGCAGUCGAGCUUACUUCACCUGCGGGGAAAAACAUUGAACUGACCGAACCGGAGAAAAUAGACAUUCCUGAGAAAGAAGAAUCAAGUUGUGGUUUGGACUGUCUGUACUUUACAAUGCAAUGUUGCGAGUGCACCAUUCUGUAGAUUGAAAACUCAACAACGCACAACAGAAUCUCUAUGUUUUGCUGAUCUUUGUUAUGUAUGUUGUUUCAUUAAUCAAUUGUGAUUUUUCGAUUCCACAUCGCUCUCUAUUCGUACUGUGAAUCGUGUGUGGUUUGAAAUGUGAUAUUUUUGUAUGACCGGGAACUAUGAAAGCAACUAAGUUGCACGACUGUUGAGUUUAUCUGAACUAAACAAGCGAGACAUUGUUUGUUCCAGAGAUAAUAUCGUUCCUAAUGUAAGUGCAAAGCUAAAAAGUAUUUUACUCGUUAAAGUAAUCAAAGUUAAUUUAAAAUAUAUUGUUAUUUGCUUUGAGUAUUUAUUGAUUUUGUAAUUUGAAGAUACAUUUUGUAUUAAGUGUAUAUUAAUAUUUUUGUAGCUGAAUGCUGUGUCUGUAAAUAUGAUUAUGUAUAAACUGUUAUCACUUUAAGGUAAAGUGUUAAUUUAGUUCUAAUAUUAUGUGCUGAUAACUUUUAUACUAUAAAUACAUGGUAUUAUUAACAUCUGUUGAAUCAAUCCUGCAUCUAGACAUUUGUCGGUUGCAUUUUUUAUUGGUUGACGACGACCUUAAAUGUAGUAUAUUACCUAGACCUACCACUUAUGUUUGAUGAAGGUAAGUUUAUGUUGUUACAGGGACAAUUGCAGGUAAAACUUUGGUUUCAUUUACAAGUCAUGGGAAACGUAUGCAAUAAUAUUUGACACGAAAACCUAAUUACUAUUUAUUCCUUAACACUUGUCAUUACUAUGUAAAGUUUUGACGUAUAUCUUCUAUGGUUGCCAAUAGAAAAACAGUAUUAAGUUUUGAUAUCCAUAAAA
Molecule: messenger RNA, 1582 nt
Organism: Macrosteles quadrilineatus (aster leafhopper)
Lineage: Eukaryota; Metazoa; Arthropoda; Insecta; Hemiptera; Cicadellidae
Exons: 4
Coding region: 89-751 (220 amino acids)
Source: RefSeq, a predicted model, not a curated record